Molecule: messenger RNA, 207 nt
Organism: Cooperia oncophora
Lineage: Eukaryota; Metazoa; Nematoda; Chromadorea; Rhabditida; Trichostrongylidae
Source: the annotation of a GenBank genome assembly
AUGCAGCCGGCAAUGUCAAGGAGGGUGCUAAGGCUGCUGGCGAAGCAGUUGGAGACGCUGCAAGCGGAGGCUUUUGGUGCGGUGAAGAGCGGCGUCUGGAUGCCGCAAAGGACAAAGCAAGUGAUGCGGCGGAAGGCGCUCGAUCAGGAGUUGUGUCUGCUGGAGAAAAAGUUGGCGAAGUUGCAGGUGGCGCUGUUGGAGUCGUGA